CUGAAGAAUGUGGCUACCUCUGUUGCUGCUAGUAUUAGUGCUAAUACUUCUGUAUAGGUGGCACAGGCAGAGCCAGAUACUGCAGAAUAUCUCAGAUAAAUAUGUGCUGAUCACUGGAUGCGACACGGGAUUUGGGAACCUACUGGCAAAACAGCUAGAUCAACAUGGACUGCGAGUCCUCGCAGCCUGUCUGACAGAGAAAGGGGCUGAGGGCCUAAAGAAGGAGACUUCUACCAGAGUACAGACAUUGAUUUUGGAUGUUUCUGAUAAUCAAAGUGUUAGCUCUGCAGCUGAAUGGAUAACUCGCAUUGUUGGAGAUUCAGGACUAUGGGGCCUGGUGAAUAAUGCUGGGAUCUGUAUACCUGUGGCUGCUAAUGGAUGGCUGAAGAAGGACGACUUUGUAAAGGUUCUCAAUGUGAAUUUGCUGGGAACUAUUGACAUGACACUGAACCUGCUCCCGCUAAUCAUGAAAGCAGGAGGAAGAAUUGUUAAUGUAUCUAGUAUUUUUGGCAGAGUAUCAGCACUUGGAGGUGGUUACACUGUAUCAAAAUUUGGAGUGGAAGCUUUCUCUGACAGUCUUCGGAGAGAACUUUGUGAUUUUGGGGUCAAAGUUUCCAUUAUUGAGCCAGGGGGUUUUAAAACACAAAUUUGCGGCCCUUCUGCAUUUGAAAGCCUGGAACAAAUAUGGGAGAAUCUCCCAGCAGACACAAAAAAGAGCUAUGGAGAGAAAUACUAUCAGACAUCACCGAGGCUCCCCCCAGAGCAGCUUACCUCUGCUCCUUGCGUGACAUCAUGGAGGAGGCAUGGCCUCCAAAAUUCAGUUAAAAAGAUGUUUCAAGUUGUGCCUGAAACGAGCAGUUCGGCAUUGUACAAAGUAACAGACUGUAUGGAACACGCAUUAAUUGCCUGUUACCCGUGGACCCGUUAUUCAGCUGGAUGGGAUGCAAAGCUAUUUUUCAUCCCACUCUCAUACUUACCAACAUGCGUCUCAGACUAUGUAAUGGGUCAGCGUAAAACACCUCCUAAGAAAGUAAAAUAAUGAUCCAUGCCAGCCAACCAACGUAAAUAUCUGUUUAGAUAUCUUCAUUUUCUCGCGUAGUGUGUGCUUAUUUUUCAUGCUUCAAUAGGUUGGUGACAACAUAUAUACCAAGAUGUCCGAAAAUAUAUUAUAUACAAAUCACAUUACCGCAACCAUAUUUUUGCCAAAGAUAUUACUAUUUUAUUGUUGGAGACUGCACACAGAUGAAAAACAUGUAUUUUUACAAAAACAACAGCCAGUGAUCUCACAACUAUGCAACAGUGUACAACAAUAAACUAAAAAAACUGCA
Molecule: messenger RNA, 1328 nt
Organism: Pelobates fuscus (common spadefoot toad)
Lineage: Eukaryota; Metazoa; Chordata; Amphibia; Anura; Pelobatidae
Product: retinol dehydrogenase 16-like
Exons: 5
Coding region: 8-1039 (343 amino acids)
Biological process (GO): retinol metabolic process; steroid metabolic process
Cellular component (GO): intracellular membrane-bounded organelle
Molecular function (GO): all-trans-retinol dehydrogenase (NAD+) activity
Source: RefSeq, a predicted model, not a curated record